AUGUUGGCUUCUAGAUUAGCUCGGACUUCUGUCCGCUCGGCCUCCACCUUUGGCGCCCGCUUCAACUCGAACGGCAAGGUCCAGGGUACCGUCAUCGGUAUCGAUUUGGGAACUACCAACUCGGCCGUUGCCCUGAUGGAGGGUAAAAUCGCUAAGGUUUUGGAGAACAGCGAGGGUGCCCGAACGACCCCCUCCGUCGUUGCCUUCACCGCCGACGGUGAGCGACUCGUCGGUGUCCCCGCCAAGCGCCAGGCCGUCGUCAACCCCGAAAACACUCUCUUCGCCACCAAGCGUCUCAUCGGUCGCCGAUUCGAGGACAACGAGGUCCAGAAGGAUAUCAAGCAGGUCCCCUACAAGAUCGUCAAGCACACCAACGGUGACGCUUGGGUCGAGGCUCGUGGCGAGAGAUACUCUCCUUCCCAGAUCGGAGGUUUCGUCCUCAACAAGAUGAAGGAGACUGCCGAGAGCUACCUCGGCAAGCCCGUCAAGAACGCCGUCGUUACCGUUCCUGCCUACUUCAACGAUGCUCAGCGUCAGGCUACUAAGGACGCUGGUCAGAUUGGUGGCUUGAACGUCCUCCGUGUCGUUAACGAGCCUACCGCUGCCGCCCUUGCCUACGGUCUCGAGAAGGAGAGCGAUCGUGUUGUCGCCGUCUUCGAUCUCGGUGGUGGUACCUUCGAUAUCUCCAUCCUUGAGAUCCAGGGCGGUGUCUUCGAGGUCAAGUCGACCAACGGUGACACCCACCUCGGAGGAGAGGAUUUCGACAUCACCCUCGUCCGCCAGAUCGUUGAGCAGUUCAAGAAGGACUCUGGAAUCGAUCUCCAGGACGACAGAAUGGCUAUCCAGCGUAUCCGUGAGGCUGCCGAGAAGGCCAAGAUCGAGCUCUCGUCGACUGUCUCGACCGAUAUCAACCUUCCUUUCAUCACUGCCGAUGCUUCCGGCCCCAAGCACAUCAACACCAAGCUCACCCGUGCGCAGCUCGAGACCACUGUUGAGCCUUUGAUCAAGCGCACUGUCGAGCCCGUCAAGAAGGCCCUUAAGGACGCCGGUCUGACUGCUUCGCAGAUCGACGAGGUCAUCCUUGUCGGUGGUAUGACCCGUAUGCCCAAGGUCAGCGAGACCGUCAAGAGCAUCUUCAACAAGGACCCCGUCAAGUCGGUCAACCCCGACGAGGCCGUCGCCAUGGGUGCUGCCAUCCAGGGUGGUGUCCUUUCCGGAGAGGUCAUGGACGUUCUCCUUCUCGACGUCACCCCGCUCUCGCUCGGAAUCGAGACCCUCGGCGGUGUGUUCACCCGUCUGAUCAACCGCAACACCACCAUCCCCACCAAGAAGUCGCAGGUGUUUUCGACCGCUGCCUCUGGCCAGACCUCGGUCGAGAUCCGUGUGUUCCAGGGAGAGCGUGAGCUCGUGCGCGACAACAAGUUGAUUGGCAACUUCACUUUGUCGGGUAUUCCCCCCGCGCCCAAGGGUGUUCCCCAGAUCGAGGUCUCGUUCGACAUCGACGCCGACGGAAUCAUCAACGUGCACGCGCGCGACAAGGCCACCAGCAAGGAUGCCUCGAUCACCGUCGCCGGCUCGUCCGGUCUGUCUGACUCCGAGAUCGAGAAGAUGGUGAACGACGCCGAGCAGUUCCGCGAGCAGGACAAGGAGCGCCGCGAGGCGAUCGAGGCCGCCAACCGCGCCGACAGCAUCUGCAACGACACCGAGUCUGCGCUGCAGGACUUUGCCGACCAGAUCGACAAGGCCGAGGCCGAGAAGCUGCGUGGUCUGAUCAGCGAGCUCCGCGAGCUUGUUGGCAAGGCCCAGGCCGGCGAGGAGAUCGCGUCCGAGACCUUGAAGAACAAGGGCGACGAGGUUCAGCAGAACUCGCUCAAGCUCUUCGAGAUGGUUUACAAGAAGAAGGCCGAGCAGGAGGCUAACAGCGGCAGCUCGACUUCGUCGACCGACGGCCCUGCCGAGGGCGAGAAGAAGGAGUAA
Myxozyma melibiosi is the source of this 1977-nucleotide messenger RNA. RefSeq names its product heat shock protein 70 family. The transcript is spliced from 6 exons. NCBI's taxonomy places the organism in Eukaryota, Fungi, Ascomycota, Lipomycetes, Lipomycetales, Lipomycetaceae. The coding region runs from base 1 to 1977 and encodes 658 amino acids. Gene Ontology annotation, molecular function: ATP-dependent protein folding chaperone; ATP binding. Gene Ontology annotation, biological process: protein folding. Gene Ontology annotation, cellular component: cytoplasm; mitochondrion. The record is from RefSeq and is a predicted model, not a curated record.